CCUUGAAUGGAGCGGCAACCUGUUUUACUUCCUUGCCCACCGACAUGGUAUAAAUAGAGUAAAUCUUCAUUUUAAACUUUGGAAUCCAAAGUUUGAAUAAACUUACAGCUAUAAUGGACGACCGUCAGCUAGACCUGACAGAAGCACAGAAAGCUAUCAAGUCUAAAUACCCGCCGAUCAACAAGAAAUACGAAUACCUGGAUCAUACAGCAGAUGUCCAAAUUCACUCCUGGGGAGACUCUUUGGAGGAAGCCUUUGAGCAGUGUGCUAUGGGGAUGUUUGGCUAUAUGACCGACACAGAAACUGUGGAACCGAUUGAUACUGUAGAAGUAGAAUCAGAAGGUGAAGACAUGGAGUCGCUUCUCUUCCACUUCUUAGAUGACUGGUUAUUUAAGUUUAGUGCAGAUCUCUUUUUUGUUCCCAGGGAGGUCAAAGUUUUGCACAUUGACAGAAUGCAUUUCAGGAUUCGCUCCAUUGGGUGGGGUGAAGAAUUCUCUCUGGCCAAGCAUCCACAGGGAACUGAGGUGAAAGCCAUCACAUAUUCUGCAAUGCAGAUCCAUGAUAAAGAAAAACCAGAAAUAUUUGCCAUUGUUGAUAUCUGAGGAAACUUAUAAAGAAUGAAAGUAUCUCAAACUGCUAGUUUAAUGUAACUAGAAAAUAGCCUAUUUAAGGCAUGUAAAACACUGAUUAAUUUUCUGACAUAAGUGAACUGUUUACUUAUAGGCCUUCUUAUAUAUUUAAAUAUUAAUUUAAUUGCUCAUAUGAAUACAAAACACUGAUAAUAUCAAAAUUAUUGAAUAUAAAUGAGUGAAUGAUGGGAAGGAAGCACAUUUUUUAGAAAUAUCUUGUGUUUACUUUUAGUCAUUUUUGAGAAAAAUGUUGAAUUUUGAAUGAUAUGAGGGGUUUGACUAAAACUGUCUGCCCAGUUUGAUUUUCUAUCAUUAUUACUGCUAUUACUUAUGGCAUAUUUGAAAUUUGUGUAAGUGCCUUCUAAAUCACUGUUAAUAAAGCAGCCAGUGUUUUUAUUUUUCUUGUGGGUUUGAUUUAAUGGUUAAUGUUGCUUUAAAUUAAAAUCUGUUUAAAUA
Molecule: messenger RNA, 1085 nt
Organism: Melanotaenia boesemani (Boeseman's rainbowfish)
Lineage: Eukaryota; Metazoa; Chordata; Actinopteri; Atheriniformes; Melanotaeniidae
Gene: tslig1
Product: zinc finger and BTB domain containing 8 opposite strand
Exons: 7
Coding region: 114-602 (162 amino acids)
Biological process (GO): tRNA splicing, via endonucleolytic cleavage and ligation
Cellular component (GO): tRNA-splicing ligase complex
Source: RefSeq, a predicted model, not a curated record